CGCCCUGGCAGCGGAGCCUCGUCUCUAAUCGAAUCGGUUUAAGCGAGCGCCACCCCCCUGCGCAUGUUUUAUGGGCUGAGAAACCUGGCGGAGGCGCUUCAGGGAGGUCCAGAGGAGGAGGAGGAUGAUAAGGAAGUGCAAGAGCCGCAGGAGGAGGGCGUCAGGAGGGAGGGGCCUGAAGGGCAAGGUACAAAGGACGACAGCGCCGACGGAGAUGGCAGCCAGGCCAGCGAGGACGACGACGGCACGCAGCUCAGCUUCUGGGGCGUCGCAUCAGUGCUGACUGCCACGGUCAAAGCCAAGACCACACAGGUGCUGACGGCGGUGCAGGAAACCGACUGGCGGGCGGAGCUGGAGGCGUUCCAGCAGGGUGCCAAGGAGGAUGCUGAGGCUGUGGGCAAGGGCGCCGACAUUGUGAUGCACAAGGCCAAGGAGGCCGCCGAGCAGCUGCCCACCGCGCUUGAGCACUUGCCGGGCAGCGCUGCAACUCUGCAGGCACGGGCGGAGGCGGCAGGGACAGUGGCACGGGUGCAAGCGGGGCGCAGCUUGGCGGGGCUAGCGGGGCUGGGCAGCAAGCUGGUGCUGGGCACGCAUGACCUGCUGGAGCAGAUCAGCCACGCCGUCCAGAACGAGAUGGCUUUGAUUGAUGACAGCGGCAGUGCUGCACGCCUUCCUUCAUCUUCCAAGGCGCUGACGGGGCAGGCGAAGUACAGCAGGUUUGAGGCUGAUGUGGCGGCUAUGCAGCGCGACAGCACCACCUACUGCGAUGAGCCAGAGGAUGUGGAGGAUUUUGAGGCCUGGCUAGCCGGCUUCGACCUGGUGGCUCGCAAGCCAGAUGUUGACAGCCUGAUUGCGGAGAACACGUUCAUGUCAGAGCUGCAGGCGCGCAUCGUGCCACUGAUUGUCGAGUAUGAUGCGUUUUGGACGCGCUACUUCUACCGCCUGCACAAGCUGGAGCAGAAACACCAGCAGUUCCUGCAGCUAGCGCAGCGUGCUCAGCAGCCUGAGGAGGAGGUUGGAUGGAGCUCUGAGGAGGAGGCAGAGCCGCGCCAGCCUGCACGUACUUCUGCUGUUGGCGGAGGUGGGCUGGCAGGAGCACCUUCUGCCACACAGUCUGCACCAUUGCAAGACGAAGCGGAAAAGGAGGACGAAGUGGAGGAACAGGCGGCUGCAGAGGCCGCGCCCACCGCUUCAGUAGCGCCUGUGCAUAUUGUUGGUGCGGAUGGUGACGUGGAGCAGCAUGAAGAGCUGAUUGACAGUGCCGGAUCGUUUGGGAGCAAGGGCCAGGACCAGCAGGGCGCAGCCCACUGGCGCGCAGCGUCCGGCUCUGAUGACAGCGCAGCUGCCACCCUCAGCUCGGACAGUGAUCACUGGCAAGUGGCCAGGAACCAGCUGCAAUCGGCGGUGGACGAGGAUGGCUCGCUCCUGGACAACCUCACACUAGAGCUGCGGGUUCACCCCCCCACCAUUGAUAUUGACAACAAGGCGCAUGACAAGUGGACCACCGUCACCAUUGACAGCGCCAACCGGCCCGGCAGCCUGAUAUAUAUUGUGCAACACUUCACUGAGCUGGACUUGCGCAUCACGAGUGCCCGCAUAUCCAGCGAUGGCGGCUGGUUUGUGGAUGUGUUCCAUCUCUCGGAACCUAACGGCGAGAAAGUCCGCAAUCCCAAAAAGCUGCAGAGCAUCAAGCAGAUGCUAAAUGUAUACAUGCAGCAGGAGGAGGACCUGGUGCUUAAUGGAGACGAGACGGACGACAUGAACCGCAUCGAGACCACUGUGUUUGAACUAGCUGGGCCGGACCGGCCCGGGCUGCUGGCAGAGGUUACCCACCUGCUGACCCACAACGGCUGCAACGUCCGCUCCGCGGCGGUGUGGACAUACCGGGGGCGCGUCGCCUUUGUGCUGUCGAUCACAGAGAAGGGGUUGCCCGUGGUGGACGGCAUCAAGCUGCAGCGGCUGCGCCAGCUGGUGCUGGGCAUCAUGACGCGGCGCCCGGGUCCCAGCGACAGCAACGGCGCGCUGGCGGCCAUGGGAGGCGGCGGAUUGGGGCCAGGCUCUGCUGGCGUGAUUGUAAACAUCCGAAAAGUGCGAGGCGAGAUCCACCACGACCGGCGGCUGCACCAGCUGAUGCUGCAAGAGGAAAUCAAUCAGUGGUCGCAAGGCGUGCGGCUGCAAUCUGUGGAUGAAGAUGAAACCAGCAGGCAGGGGCAGCAGGAGCAGCAGCUGGGGGUCCUGUCUGCAGCAGCAGCAGCAGUAGCAGCAGCGGGACAAGUGGAACGGCCGCUCAGCCGGCAAUCCACGGGAAGUGAUGUGAGCGGCCGGAGUGAUGGCGUGCCCGGGGUGCAGGGGCUGGGCGAGGGCUGGAUGGCAGCGGGUUCAGGCGUCAAGGCAGUGACCUCUGCUUACCGCUCCCCAAAGCACGACCGCCCACAGAUUGACAUUGACUACAGCUCCGACUGCAAGUACUGGAUCAUCAGCAUCAAGCCGCGCACUGGCGACUCUGGGUUUGACCGCCCACAGGCAGAGCUGCUGCGUGCAAUGCUUGAGUCGAGCAUCCAGCGCCGCUUCCCCAAGGGCUUGAAGGUGCACGUGCACUCGCUCGACCGCUUUGGCUGCCUGGCUGCCCUCACCCGCGUGCUGCACCAGACAGGACUGAGCGUGACUCGCGCCAAGGUGCGCACCUAUGCCACCAGCAAAAGCAGCGGCCACACCUUUUAUGUCAUGGAUGCCAGGGGCGGCCCUCCGGACAAGGCGCGUGUGGAGGCCGCGUGCCGCGAGAUUGGCGGGCAGCUGGUGGAGGCCGGGCAGGAGGCGCGCAGCAGCAGCUUGGGCAGCCACCGCUUUUCCUUUUCAUUUCUUGCACGCAACUGGAAUAGCGCCUGGGGGAUUGGGCACAUUAAUGUGCUGGGGCCGAACCCACUAACCCUGCCGGCUGUCCAGAGCGAGGAAAAUCUGGCCGCCGAUGGCAUCCCGGGGAGGCUCCGUCUUGCAAGCGCCAUGCCGGUCUGCCGGGCAGCCGUCCGCCGCCCAGAUGCCGCCACGAAGGUGCCGUGA
Molecule: messenger RNA, 3057 nt
Organism: Chlorella variabilis
Lineage: Eukaryota; Viridiplantae; Chlorophyta; Trebouxiophyceae; Chlorellales; Chlorellaceae
Exons: 23
Coding region: 64-3057 (997 amino acids)
Source: RefSeq, a predicted model, not a curated record